AUGCCGUUCCGCAAGAAGGGGGCUGUGUCCUCGGCACCGAAAUUACUGCUGACGGCCGUGACUGUUAUUGGGAGCUUGUUUUCUCCCCACUUGUACGAUCAUGAGGAAACCCAAGCUCUCGCACACUGGCGUCAAGAUGUAUGGCAAAAUGGACAGGAAGAGCUUCAGCAAAUGGUAUAUGAUGAAACCCUACUACCCUGUCUUGAGGGCGAUAAUCUAAUCAAGAUUGACACAGGUGUCCUCGGAUUGCAGUGA
This is a messenger RNA of Penicillium cosmopolitanum, 255 nucleotides long. RefSeq lists its product as uncharacterized. The transcript has 2 exons. Bases 1 to 255 code for a protein of 84 amino acids. NCBI's taxonomy places the organism in Eukaryota, Fungi, Ascomycota, Eurotiomycetes, Eurotiales, Aspergillaceae. The record is from RefSeq and is a predicted model, not a curated record.